AAAAAUAUUGAUAAGUUUGCAUUAGAUAACGACAAAUUAAAAGUAGUAGUAAUUGAUUUAAAAGAAAAUGUCAAAGAUCUUAUAACUGUUAAAGAUAUAUUACAAUGCGAAAAUCAAAAUUUAAAAGAAAAUAUUGUUAACGCUACUUUUGAAAAUGACAAAUUAAAAGUAAUAAUCGAUAAUUUAAAUGAUAAUAUCAAAAGUCUUACAAACGUUAACAAUGAAUUGGGACUCAAAAAUCUAACAUUAAAGGGAAAUUUUGAAAAUGGUAUUAAUGACCUAAAAUUAUAUAUUGCAGAUCUUACAACUGUUAACAACAAAUUGGGACUCGAAAAUUGCAAAGUAAAAGAUGACUUUACUGCUAUUAACGACUAUUUAAAUGUAGUCAUCGAUAAUCAAAAAGUAUAUAAGGCAUUUAUCAAAGAUCUUACAACUGUUAAAGAUACAUUACAAUUAUACUUCUCCGCUAAUUAA
Molecule: messenger RNA, 474 nt
Organism: Rhizophagus irregularis DAOM 181602=DAOM 197198
Lineage: Eukaryota; Fungi; Glomeromycota; Glomeromycetes; Glomerales; Glomeraceae
Source: RefSeq, a predicted model, not a curated record